CAGUUCUCGGAUGAUAACCGGGCAGGGAAGUGAGCUAGGAGGAGCAGCGGGGGAAAAAAGGGCAAGGAGAAGCGUGCUGAGGACGAGGAAGAGGAGAAAGAGGAGGAAGAGGAAGAGGAGGAGGAGGAGGAGGAGGAGGAGGAGGAGGAGGAGGAGGAGGAGGAGGAGGAGGAGGAGGAGGAGGAGGAGGAGGAGGAGGAGGAGGAGGAGGAGGAGGAGGAGGGGGAGGAGGAGGAGGAAGAAGAGGAAGAAGAGGAGGAUUAGGAAGUGGAUGCCAAAUGGAGGAGGAGGAGUAGAAGUAGAACGAGGAGGGUAGGUGGAGGUGUAGGAGGAGGAGUAG
This is a messenger RNA of Closterium sp. NIES-67, 340 nucleotides long. Lineage: Eukaryota; Viridiplantae; Streptophyta; Zygnematophyceae; Desmidiales; Closteriaceae. The record is from the annotation of a GenBank genome assembly.